AUGUUCGAAGAUAAUAUGGGUAACCUAACCGACUCGACGCCGAGUUUGGCCAUGCAGCUCUGUGAGAAGAACUACGACAGCACGCACAUUUUCGGCAUCAUGGCCACCAGCAAUGGGACGUUUACUCCCAUCCAGGGCGCUAUCAAGUCUUGGGCUAACGCGACGUGCCUCUCGUUCAAGGAGUCCACCAGGCUUUCUGGCUCGGCCACCUUCACCACGCCUCUUCUGCACCCAAAUCGCACCGUCUUCACCACCAGGAGCAGCGCAACCUCCGUAGCUACAAAACUUCGUGCUCGUGCUGAAUGUCGCACCGUUCAGGUUGACUCUGGCAACGGCUGCGCUGAGCUGGCUGCCAAGUGUGGUAUUUCCGGAGCCGACUUUACCAGGUACAACUCUGGCAGUGACUUCUGUUCCAAGUUGAAGCCCAAGCAGCACGUUUGCUGCUCCCAGGGAACCCUUCCGGAUUUCAGUCCCAAGCCGAAGGCUGAUGGCUCAUGCUAUUCGUACAAGGUCAAGGACGAUGACAACUGCGACAAUCUCGCUGCGGAGUAUAGUCUCACCAAACAAGAUAUUGAAGACUUCAACAAGAACACCUGGGGCUGGAACGGCUGUGUGCUUAUUUACUCGAAAACAGUUAUGUGUCUGAGCAAAGGGACUGCACCGUUUCCUGCCGAGAUCCAAAAUGCACAAUGCGGCCCUCAAAAGCCAGGCUCGAAGCCGCCAACCGAUGGCUCGGAUAUCUCUGAUCUCAAUCCCUGUCCGUUGAACGCAUGCUGCAAUAUCUGGGGACAGUGCGGAAUCACCAAGGACUUUUGCAUCGACACCAACACCGGUGCCCCGGGAACCGCCAAGCAGGGCACCUACGGCUGUAUCUCCAACUGUGGAAUGGAUGUUGUGAAGGGCAGUGGAACCGGCGCCAUCAAGAUUGCUUACUUCGAAGGAUACAAUUUCAAACGGGACUGCCUGUUCCAAGAUGCCUCCCGAAUCGACACCUCCCAGUAUACACAUAUUCACUUUGGCUUCGGCACGUUGACACCCUCUUUUGAGGUUGAGACAGGUGAUGCGCUGUCAUCGUACGAAUUUGGUGAAUUCAAGCGAAUUUCUGGCGUGAAGAAGAUCUUGUCAUUUGGUGGUUGGGACUUUUCCACCAUGCCUGAUACUUACCAGAUUUUCCGCAACGGAGUCAAGCCUGAGAACCGGCUCGCGAUGGCUCAGAAGAUUGCAACUUUCAUCAAAGAUAAUAACCUUGACGGCGUUGAUAUUGACUGGGAAUACCCCGGAGCUCCUGAUCUCCCAGACCACGAUCCGGGAACUAAAGACGACGGUCCUAAUUACCUCGCUUGCCUUGUGGUUCUUAAGAAUCUCUUGCCCGGCAAAUCCAUCUCCAUCGCUGCGCCUGCGUCUUACUGGUAUUUGAAGCAAUUCCCCAUCGCACAAAUUAGCAAGAUUGUGGAUUAUAUUGUCUACAUGACCUAUGAUCUCCAUGGCCAGUGGGAUGCCAACAAUAGCCACUCUCAGGAGGGAUGCGACACAGGUAACUGUCUGCGCAGUCAGGUCAACCUGACAGAGACUAGGCAGUCAUUGGCAAUGAUUACCAAAGCAGGUGUCCCUGGAAACAAGGUCGUUGUCGGUGUGACCAGCUAUGGGCGAUCCUUCAAAAUGGCAGAACCGGGAUGCUGGGGCCCCAACUGUCUAUACACCGGUGACCGGCUGAAUUCAAACGCGAAGAAGGGAAGGUGCACGGCCACAGCUGGCAACAGUGACAUUCUUGUCUACGAUGGCACAGAGUACGUGUCCUACAUGAGCGCGGCUACCAAGAAAAUGCGCAUGGCUCUCUACAUCACAUGGGGUCUGGCAGGCAUCUCUGACUGGGCCAGUGAUCUGAAGGAGUACAACGAGCCUCCCGGGCCGGCCAAGAACUGGAACUUGUUCUUCGAACUCAUCCUCGCCGGGGAGGACCCCAAGGCGGAUCACUCGCGAAGUAGUAACUGGACCGACAUGGAUUGCACGCACGAAAUGAUUGUCGACUCGACAUGGUACACACCCUCUGACCGAUGGAGGACUUUGAACGCGGAUGCUGCUUGGGCAGACGUCGUCAGAAUCUGGAAAAACACAGACUCAAAAAGGGGAAUUAAGUUCAUUCAGUCGGUCUCAGAUACUUUACAUAUAGGAGCUGGUGCCAACUGCGGCUCGCUGACGAGGGACAGCUGUGUCGCGAAGCACUGCCCAAAUGGUGCGAACAGUGAUACUUCUGGACCUGCGGCGCAGCUGAUGAACUCCUUGGUACAGCUCCACAUGCUACACAAGGACUACCACGACUCUCUGGUCGAGGCUACAGUUUUUAGCAGCACGGCGCUCGAUCAUAUGGAGAAUAGCUUUGCGGCGGUCCCGCCUGAGAAGGACAAUACCUGGCUGUUGCUGAUUAUUGAUCUUCUCACCGUUGGAACCCUCGGCACGGCGGGACCUUUCUUCAACACGGUCCUCAAGAAACUCCCUUAUUUCCUCCAGAAAACAAGCACCUAUGAGAAUUCCAAGGAUACCACCAUGACUAUGAUUGGACAAGGUACAACCCUCGCCAAGGACUUGAUAUCCAGCGAAAAGUCCCCAUGGACGCCGCAGUCACAAGAUGCGUUCUCAAACUAUAUGGGGCAGGUCGUCGGUGGCUGGGCCAACAUGACCUCUUAUUCACUUCGCCGAUUGUUCGACGGGAAUGAUGAUUCGAUUAAGCGCAUUGGGGAGAUCAUUUCUAACGGAAAGCUCGUCGCGGGUAAAUUUGAGCAAGAACCUGACGACUUGUACGAUGAGACUUAUAAGGAAGACCUGGUUACCAACAUUCAAAAGUGCUUCCUCGGCUUUUCCAUCCCCGCUCUGUGGCAGGCUUCGAAAUCCUACGCAUUUAUAAUCGACGCGGGCCAUGGGUGUGGAGAGAAAGAACUAAGCGAGUACCUCACAGAGGACACCAUGAAGGCCACAGGUGCCUGCGUCGACAAGCAGCAGUACUCCCUCGUCUACCCAAAGGACGACGCCAAGGUAUGCAAACACAUGUGCAACGACCACGGCUCCUGCACGACGGUGUGUAGCAACAACAAAUUCUCCGCGCCCCCGGGCCUCGACACGCUCGGCGGCAAAAGCUAUGGCGGCAUUUCCACGGCCGAUCUGAUUACGGGGUCAGUCCGCACGUGGAAGCAGAACGGCAAGGCAAACGGCGGUGGUUUCGCGGACCCGACUAAUCGGGGCACAAUCGACAACAUGAUGGACGUGGACGUUACAACGCCUGGAUUUAUGCGGAUCCCCGUCUGCAGCCCCGAGCGCGCCUUUCGAUCCUGGGACACGGCCAAGCCGGGAUCAAGCGACUUCUACCCCUGCGAUAUCCCGCCGGGCAAGGGCAACUGCGGGACCUCGACAUUUAUAGACGUAACCAGCAAUGGUUCGCCUCUUGUCGAGGACUGUCUCACCAUCAUUAAGAAUAUUGAGGGUGACGCUAGUACGGACUACACCACUCUGCUUGGUGGCAAAAAUCAGCGCGAGAUUGUCUCGCAUGUUUCUUGUAGGUUUGGCGUGGAGGCUACCGAGGAGGGCGGCAAUGUAGACUUUGUUGUUGGUGGGUAG
Molecule: messenger RNA, 3609 nt
Organism: Penicillium egyptiacum
Lineage: Eukaryota; Fungi; Ascomycota; Eurotiomycetes; Eurotiales; Aspergillaceae
Source: the annotation of a GenBank genome assembly